Messenger RNA from Talaromyces rugulosus, 1527 nucleotides. RefSeq lists its product as uncharacterized. NCBI's taxonomy places the organism in Eukaryota, Fungi, Ascomycota, Eurotiomycetes, Eurotiales, Trichocomaceae. The coding region runs from base 1 to 1527 and encodes 508 amino acids. The record is from RefSeq and is a predicted model, not a curated record. Gene Ontology annotation, molecular function: protein binding. The transcript is spliced from 4 exons.
AUGCCAAAGCCAAAAUUCCUGUUGAAAGAAGCUGGGGCCGGCGGCAAGAACAAGCAGAAAAAAAAGAAGGGCAGGCUCCAGCACAGCGAUCCCGAAACUGCAGAUGAAUUCCUGGCCGCUGGCGUCGACCAGGAAGAAGGCGGCGAGAAAUGGCGAGCCGGAGACCCCGUCAAGGCCAUGCGCUUCUUCAUGCGCGCCAUUGAGAUCUACGACAACGGGCUCAAGGAAUACACCCAGUCGUUUGAUCUAGCUUACAACAAAGCUCGCGUUCAGUACGAGAUUACACAACACCCUAAACUUGCCGCCCAACUCCCCGCUCCACAGGUCAAAAUCCUUCACAUCGCGUUGCAGUCGCAUCGAGACGCUCUCGUCCUCGAGCAAGACAAUGCCGAUGCCUUGUUCAACACUGCCCAGGUUCUCACCAGCAUUGCAGAGAUCUUGACCGAAUCAAAACGUCCAAAAGAAACCCAUCUCCAAGAGGCCCUCAAAUACCUGCAAGAAGCGCUGGAGUUAUUCCAGAGAUGUCUCGUGUUACAGGAACUUCGAUACACAGAAUCCCAGGAGCAGAUUAAGUCAAUGGAAUUAGGGGAACUGGAUAUUCCACCCGACGCUGAUCGAGCAGACGUCUCGCAAAAUACACCGGAAGAGACAGAAACCGAAGAGUCGCCAGGAGAAGAGCAAUGGGCUGCAGUUAUCGAACCCGUCACAAAAGACACAUUGGUAGACACGGCAGUCGCCCAGUUGGAGACAUUAUCGACUCUGUGCGGACUGCUUGCUUUGGACGGUGGCAACGGCUUGGCCUGGGUGGAAGAGUAUUCAUACGAGCUUUUGAAGACGAAAAUUGCCGCCUAUGUUGAGGGAACAGACAGGCAUAAUGAGGUCGCCCUGGCUCGUGCACAGUUCGUGGCUGCUUUGACCGAAAUCCUGUACCGAGGCGGGCGAGUCGACGUUGAAACAUAUCAAAGAGAGCUUAGCAGCGCAUUCCCACCUGAGCUCGACUUGUCAGAUGACCCAGAAGGUCUUUGCAGCAAAGCCGAGGCUCUCACAUCAUUCAACUCUGCAAUUGCCGACAACCCUCCUAUAGCCAGUGACGAGGAACUGCAAAGAUCAGUGACAUUGCGCUGGCAAGGGCUGACCACUGCCUUGGAAGCAUUGACCGCAGCUUCUAAGCUGGCUACAACGGAUAACGUCUGUAAAGUUCAUAUCGCCAGGGGAGACACCGAAAUGUCACGGUGGCGACUCGCCGGUCCUCCUUGGGACUACAAAGUGGCGCAGGAAUAUGCCGCGACCCUUCUCAAAAAUGCUCAGACAUAUUACCGUGGAGCUGCCACAUUAGCCCGUAGGGACGGUGCCGCGGAAGAACAGGAGGCUUCCUGUAAAGAAGCCUUUGCCGCAGCUUUGGCUGGAGAUGAGUCGAAAUUAAAACAGCUGAAAAGCGCCGGAUCCGACAAAGUCCUGACCGUUGUCCAGGAUAUGGUCGAGGACGGCCUAGUAGCGCCAACGGAUGCGGAGCCUUUGGUAUACUGA